CCGCCAUAGAAUAUGCGACUCACACGACUGGAAGCGUUCCAUCUGUCCGUCUGACUUCCAGUGUUGUUGAUGUGUGUGUGCGUGACAGAAAGAGAAAACGUGGAGCAAAUUGCGUGAAGUCGUGGAAAAUCCUAAAUUUCUAGUGUCCUUUCUGUCCUGUGGCCCCCAAAAUGCCACCACUGCGUCGCCCCAAUGAGGGCCUCUUAGCUCGCGUGAAUUUUCCAUUGUACUCUGUCGAGAUGCUGAGCAGUCGUCAUGUUUUGGUGGCUGGCGGUGGAGGAUCAGCAAAGACUGGCGUUGCCAACGGAUUUGAAAUCUACGAGAUCUACCACAACGGCGACAGGUUUGUGGCCGAGGAGAUUGUUCGCCACGAGACUGGACCCAGCGUCGUCAUGAAUUGUGCUGUACGCAGCGAUGGCAGGAGAUCCUUCCUCGUGGCCGGCCAGGAGAGUCACUGCCAACUCUACCACGUCAACACGAAGAUCAUCGAUGAGUCCUCAGUCACUAGCAAGCCAAGUGAGUCCGAUGAGAAGACCACAGUGCGUCAGCGACGCACUUCCACGCGUCAGGCGCAAAAUUCUGGCGUUGAGGAAAUUCCACAGGAUUCUAUGUCCAUCCGACGUCUGUCAUUCGACAUCAAGCCUGGUGAUUCAGUGCAGACGGACUUUCUCGACCGGGAACCCAUCCAACGCGUGGUGAGACUGAGUUGGGAUUGCAAAUUGAUGGCCACUGGAGGAACAGACGGUCGCCUGAGGUUGUGGAAUUUUCCCCGCAUGACCAAAUCACGCGACAUUGCGGCCCACUCGAAAGAGCUCGACGAUCUCGACUUCAGUCCGGACGGGAAGCUCGUUGUGUCGAUCGCCAAGGACGGCCUAGGCGUGGUGUGGGACGUGGCGACUGGCAAGGAGGCCGGCACUCUCGCCUGGCAGCCUCCUGAGGGCGUUAAGUAUCUCUUCAAGCGCUGCCGCUUCGGCGUGAUCGAGGACAAGAAGGACAAGUGCCGCCUCUUCACUCUGGCCAAUCCGCUGGGCAAGUCUGGCCGCCAAAGAGGCUUCCUGCAGCAAUGGGAUCCCGAAACUGGCAGUCUACAGCGCAUGGUCGGUCUGGACGAAAGCCUCUCUGCCCUGUCAGUGCGCGACGAUGGACGUUUCGUGGCCAUCGGCACGAUGUUCAGCGGAUCGGUGUCGAUUCAUAUCGCCUUCAGCCUUCAGCGAGUGCUCCACGUGCCCAAUGCACAUUCCAUGUUCGUCACCGGACUCCAAUUUCUUCCUGUUCUCAGUUCGGACGGCCCAGCAAUCUCCAGCGACUCCGAAGCAGCUGUUCUCUCCAUCUCCGUGGACAACCGCAUUUGCAUCCACAGUCUACAGUACAGACACACUCUUCCCGCAUGGGCAGCAAUUAUCCUCAUCAUCGUCAUUCUCUUUCUCACAUUCAUGCUGUGCUCUUAUAUGGGAUUGUAGCUGAUAUAAGAUCAAUUGCCCAAUAUUUAUUCACCUCGAGAGCCAAUCUGAUACUUAAACAGCUUGCUGAAUAGCAUUUUUGCCUAUAGCAGACAGUGAAACGGAAGAGAAGGAAUGCAAACUGCAGACGCUCAAUCAAUUAAAUAACGGAAAUUUCUAUGUAAUUGAAUAAAAACAAACAUUUUAGGAAAAAGUGAUUAAAUUAAUUGUUCAAAGACAGA
Messenger RNA from Phlebotomus argentipes, 1681 nucleotides. Its product is annotated as prolactin regulatory element-binding protein. Gene Ontology annotation, biological process: protein secretion. The record is from RefSeq and is a predicted model, not a curated record. Bases 171 to 1460 code for a protein of 429 amino acids. Lineage: Eukaryota; Metazoa; Arthropoda; Insecta; Diptera; Psychodidae. Gene Ontology annotation, molecular function: protein binding; GTPase activator activity; guanyl-nucleotide exchange factor activity. The transcript is spliced from 3 exons. Gene Ontology annotation, cellular component: endoplasmic reticulum membrane.